AGCAAAGUUAGUAUAAAUUAGAUUUGUAUUUUCAAAUUCUUUAAAAUGUUAUUUUGUGGUUUAUUUUUCAAAAGCAACCAAUAUUUGGGCAAAUAAACCAGUUUAUGUACUCAUCGAUAAAAAUCAGACACGUAUUAACGGAAUGUAACUGAACUCUGCAUAGAACGCUCCUGGCGAGAUAUCAAAACAGCUGUAUAAAAACUGAAAAAUAUGCGGCAGUAAAGAUUUGUGAAAAGAUUCAAGUAAGAAAAAUACUCUGGCAACUGCAUGCUAUAUUCAUAUUGCUUCAGAAAAAAAAAGUUUUUUUUCUAUCUUCUUAAAGGAAUGUCUUGCCACACCUCAAACCCAAAAUAAGGGACACAGAUUAAACAGUGAGCUGCCAAAAUCACAAAGCAUAUACUUUUUUUGCUCUAGGAUAUGAUGUACAAUGAAGGAACACGCAUAAUUUUAGUCCAAGCCUUUGUUUCUAAAGAACUGCUGCUUUGACUCAAAGAGGGUCAAUCUUAAUCCAAACUGAAUACUGUACAGUAUCGAGUGUACAUUAUUGAGAGGCUAUAUUUCCUUCCAGUACCAUUCAGAGCAAAGGAAAGGGCUCACUUACUACGGUUUGUCUUAUAAACAAAAUGGGGAUUCCGAUCCACUUUCUAAUUGUAACCUUACUGUGGGGGACUAGAGGCCUAUGUCAGUACAACAUAUAUGACUAUGAUGAAGAUGAUGGUCUUGAGCACGAGAACCAAUAUCCUCCACACGUUCCACUUACCCACAAUGUAGACUAUGGCGUACCACAUUUUCCAUACUCAACUGACUGCGCUAGGGAAUGCUUUUGUCCACCAGCAUUUCCACUAACGAUGUACUGUGAUAAUCGGAAACUGAAGACCAUUCCCAAAAUCCCAUCCCGAAUUCAUCAGCUUCACCUCCAGUAUAAUGAAAUUGAGUCUGUGACAGCAAGUUCUUUUAUCAAUGCCACUAGUCUAACUGAAAUCAACUUAAGCCACAACAAAAUUAUGUCAGACAAGAUUGAGGUUGGGGCAUUUACAAAGAUACCUCACCUGACGCAACUCUUCUUGAAUUAUAAUGAAUUAGAUGAAAUCCCAUCACCUCUUCCCAGUUCAACAGAGAGACUCCAUCUUGGUUUCAAUAAGAUUAACAAAGUAAGAGAGAAUGAUUUCCAAGGCCUGGUAAAUCUAACCAUGCUUGAUCUUUGCAACAAUCAGAUUGAGACUAUCAAGGGAAAGGCACUAACUAAACCGAAGAGUCUCAUGCAACUAAAUAUCUGCAACAACAAACUGCAUUCCAUGCCAGUAAAGCUUCCAGCAUCUCUGAUGUAUCUGUCCCUGGAAAAUAAUUCUAUUUCUGAAAUACCAGGUGACUAUUUCACAAACCUUCCAAAUCUACAGGCUAUUAGGAUGUCCCACAACCAACUGAAGGAGAUUCCUGUGAAGAUGUUUGACCUUCCAAAUCUUGUGGAACUUAAUGUGGGCCAUAAUAAACUAAAGCAUGUCUUUUUUGUUCCAAGAUCACUGGAACAUUUAUACCUCCAGGACAAUGAAAUUGACAUUUUAAAUAUCACUUUGAUGUGCCCAGCAAUCAAUCCAAUGAACACAAACAGACUGACCUACCUCCGUGUGGAUCAAAACAAGUUAAAAGCUCCUAUAAGCACAUAUGCAUUCCUAUGCUAUCCUCACAUACAAAGCAUUUACUACGGUGAACAAAAGCAUGAACCACAUAUACAGUCACCGUUGAUCCCUCAGUACCCAAUGACAGAAGACGAGGAAGAUUAUGACAGAGAAACUAUACGGUACCACGGAUAUAGACAUGUAGAAGACCAAAGGGAAGUUCAAGAAUACCAUCAACGCGAGCAUGAAGAAGACGAAAGAGAUGCUCCAGAAUACCGUGAGCAUGGAGAUGUAGAAGAUGGUUACUUUGAUCAUUACUCAUAUUAACUACCAUGCUUAUAUCAUGAAUCCAUCCCAUGUGAUGGCCUUAAUUUUAAAAUUAAUUUUCAUUUCAU
This is a messenger RNA of Spea bombifrons (plains spadefoot toad), 2011 nucleotides long. RefSeq names its product osteomodulin (gene OMD). The record is from RefSeq and is a predicted model, not a curated record. The transcript is spliced from 3 exons. Bases 624 to 1943 code for a protein of 439 amino acids. Gene Ontology annotation, molecular function: protein binding. NCBI's taxonomy places the organism in Eukaryota, Metazoa, Chordata, Amphibia, Anura, Pelobatidae.